Dermacentor albipictus is the source of this 2791-nucleotide messenger RNA. RefSeq lists its product as uncharacterized. The record is from RefSeq and is a predicted model, not a curated record. NCBI's taxonomy places the organism in Eukaryota, Metazoa, Arthropoda, Arachnida, Ixodida, Ixodidae.
GCGCUCGUUUUGUUAACGCAAAGUGCUAAAAAGCUAUAGGUUUAAUUUCGCCAGCGCGAUGCGCGAGCUUCGCUGUUUGAUGUAUAAAACUGGAUGCGGCUAUAGUUACCCGUUCGGAUUUAUGGCAACAAGGAACGCUGUUAUACAGAAGGAUUAAAAGAGCCUCCCGGGCUUGAGGGACGCCGGUGACAGCAAUACGCAACUUAGCAGACGAUACAUGAAAAAGAGGGAGUGGACCAAAGGCGCAGUUCGAGCACUUGAGCUCCGGCAAUGUUGUGCGCUUGGCUCACACGGCUGGGCGUCCUGAUUGUCGCCGUGAUGUCGUCGAGCAUGGUCCGCGCAACGGGCGUCGGCGGCGCCGACUCGUCUAAAACCGAGUACGGCGUCGACGAAGAGUUCGUGAAGCUCGCCCGAGAGCGCCCGACGUUUGCCGUCUACGUCCUCAUCAACAACGUCGCGUGCGAAAGAUGCCGCAUGAAUGCUUCGUUCCUGGACAAGGCAAGAAAAUGUCUGCCAAAAAGUGUAAACUUGAAAGCAAAGAUUUGCAUGAGAGAAGAACAGUAUCUGCUUGAAUACGGAGACAAUGUAAUGGGAAUUGUGCGUUGUUACGUCAAGAGCUUGCACAUGAAGUUGGAGACGCUCUACUGCCUGUUGAGGGCCAACGAAUUGGCGGAGAACCCUGCUUUGGACAUCGUGCCGACGGCAACACAACCUUCCACACACGUGCCACUAAUACGCUGGCCAAGCCGAAGGCCGUUCCGGCAGAUGCUCGCUGCGGGUAAUGUAUCAGAAAUCGUCGACAAGGAGGCUACGCCUAACCGCGCGGAGCUCGCCGCGGGUGAAUACGAGCUCCAUCCCGACGGUCACCGCCCAUACCGACGCCCCGAUCCAGACGAUGAAUCAACGAGAGGCGGCAGCGCGCCACCAGGGCCAGACGAUUACGAUGACGAAAUAGCCAGGUGGCGAGAGGACUACUGGAAGAAACGCCGCUAUGUUUAUAAUGAGGACAACGAUGGCGAUGUGGUCAAUUCCGCCGCUGGAGAGCACCAUGAGAGCGACCGCCCACCGCGCUGGCAGCAGCACCGUCGCAAGAGCGAAGAGUCGCCUGAUCUGGAAGACUCGAACGGCAGCAGCGAUGAGCGUCAAAAGAGCCGACCCAACCGUCGGCGCGGUGCGGCAGGAAAUGACAGGGACAACUACCGUGGAAGGGCUCCGCAAGGAGGCUACGAGACCGACCAAGACGAUGCCCUGGAGAAUAACCAUGGAAGGAGAGCAGGAGGACCACAAGAAGGCUACGAUGCUGACCAAGGAGGGUCCCUGGACAACAGUGGUAGAAAGAGACCAAGAGGACCCCCAAGAGACUACGAGGGUGACGACGAUAGGGUGCCGGCCAAUGGUCGCAGAAUUAGGACAAGCGGACCACACGAAGGCUACGAGGUCGACCAAGAUGAUGACCUGGACAAGAGGCGUGGAAGGAGAACAGGAGGCUCACAAGGAGGCUACGGUGCUGACCAGUGGGAUGUCCUGGACAAAAGUCGCAGAAAGAAAACAAGAGGACCACCAGGAGACUACGAGGAUUACCGAGAAGGAGUCCCGGCCAAUGGUCGUAGAAUAAGGACAAGAGGCCCACAAGAAAACUACGAAGCUGACCGAGAAGGGAACGUGAACAAGAAUCGUGAAGAGAGAGCAAGAGAAGUGCAUGGGUACGAUGGUGAUGAAAGAGUCCUCAGCGGCAUCCAUGGAAAGAGAACAAGAGAACCACAAGGAUAUUACAAUGAUGAUGAAAAGGAGAUGCCGGCCAAAGGUCGUAGAAGAAAGGCGAGGCGACCUCAAGAAGACUACGAUGCUCAUCGGGAAGACGCUUUGGAUAACAAUCAUGAAAAGAGAAGAGCACCACAAGAUUACGUUGCUGACCAAGAUGGUGUCCCGGCUAAUGGGCGCGGGAAAAUGGCGAAGAGACCACGAGGAGGCUAUGGUGCUGAACGAGGAGGGGCCAUGUCCACUGAUCGCAGAAGGACAACAGCACCACAAGGAAGUUAUGAAGCUGACCAAGAUCUCUCGCAUGAUUGGUCUGGGGGAAUGGAGGACUAUGAAACGCCGUCCUACCUAGGCGGCGGUGGUCCCGAGCGCGACUCUGUAAAAAGUUACGAACACGACAUCGAAGGGCCUUUCUCGACCGUGGACCCGGAUUGGUGGAGGCGCUGGAAAUUGGAAAGAAGACGUGGCCGCGGCACAAGGCUCCCGACGCCAGACACGGAGGAGGAGCCGAGCAACAAGCCUCGUGGAGGAUGGAGCAGGCGUUCAGAAGAAAAUGAUGCGCCUGCAGAAGGCGUCGGCGAUGAAGUGCCUCCUUACAAGCGUACGAGUAGGCCUCGAAAGAAUGAAAAUGAACAAGGCGACGCGCUUCUCGACACGAUCCGUGCCAGAGACGACAGGAGGUCGCAGUCGUCCGGUUUCGAGGACUUCAUCAGAUCUGACGAAGACGACGGCGACGAGGAGCCUCCCGAAGCCAGCGGCUCUGGCCGCGGCCAGCGCAAUGAGAAAGGGGGGAUCCACGAGCAUGCCAACGCUCGGAAGAAGCAGCACGGCGACAAACGCAAUAGCCGUGCUCUGCAGAGUGCGCUGAAGAUUCCCUAGGCCAAGCAACGCAGAAUGACAACAUGCCCGUCAUACGGGAAUCGCGACCCUAUAAGUGACGUUCAUAAUAGCUAGCGAAGACUGAAGGUGUGUCGGGAAAAGAAGAAAUGAGCAGGAAACUUAGGUACUAAUUAAAUGGACAAUAGUCGCUAUA